Molecule: messenger RNA, 3236 nt
Organism: Acinonyx jubatus (cheetah)
Lineage: Eukaryota; Metazoa; Chordata; Mammalia; Carnivora; Felidae
Gene: CLYBL
Product: citramalyl-CoA lyase
Exons: 8
Coding region: 1090-2094 (334 amino acids)
Biological process (GO): regulation of cobalamin catabolic process
Molecular function (GO): (S)-citramalyl-CoA lyase activity
Source: RefSeq, a predicted model, not a curated record
UCUUCUAAGUAGUACAAUGGGGCUGAAUGUCUGUUGCAGAAUGCACACACUAAUAUGCCAGGUUAUUUGGUUUCUAAGAAGUCAAUAAAAAUACUACAUUUAGGCUCAGUCCUUGGCUUGCUUUUUGCCUGUUUGCCUUUAAUGUCUUUGGUUAUAAAUCUGUUUGUUUCUGAUACUAAAAUAUAAUCUUCCAUAUUAGAUUGAAGCGUGGAAUCAACAAACAGAAAAAUGUUCCUGGCGGUGGAGUAUUUUCACACUAGCAGAUUUGGCAGUCUGCACCCUCCCUCGAUAAGAGCCUUGAAACAGCCGCCAGAGCUAAUUAAUGGCAGCGACAACUCAGAGAGGAGGGAGAAAGAGAGUGGAUCCUAACUUGGUCUUGGCAAAACUUUCCAUUGUGAGAAAGUAGCACGUCUCUGCAUUUAGAGGUGUGCAGCUUUGACUAUUUUCGCCCAGAUCACCUUGCUUGAUUGUUGUUUUGGGUGGGGAGGUAAGUGUAAGCAUGAGUGUACCUAGUUAUAGACACAGAUCCAGAGGCCAUCCCAGCAGUAAAAGGCUAAAGACAUAAAAAGCCAGAGAUGUCUUAAGACACUUUGUUCUCAUAUUCAGGAACAAUCUUCAAAAUCCUCCUUAAUGAGGUCAUAAAAGAAAAAAAUGGAACAAGUGUUCCUUGUGUAUCUCACUAGGGCAUGCAGUCAGGGUCACUUGCCACCAGUAUCCUAUUUAAAAAGGGAUUGGGGUAGUUCAAUCAAGCAUUGCAUUAAGAGAGAGACUUUGAUUAAUUCCUUCUCCUUUCUUUUGUGCCACAGAUAAUUUCAGUAAAUUUGUGAUACUUUCUGCUUAGCUAUCACUGGGGCUUAAAGUUCUGGAUGCGUCAUGCUGAGUAUUAGCAUUUAUCGGGCCUACUUGGUGAUGGUGAAGAGGAGUGUAUGCUACAGACAGCUGUCUAAUCUUUGACAAGCAGGGCUGGUCUUUAAACAUGACCAUUAUCUGAGAUCUUAGCGUAGGGAAGUUUCUGCUCUCAGGUUGGUGGAAAGAAAUCUUAGUGCGAAAGAAGGAAAGACUCAGCAGUAAGGAAGAUGGUGAUUUAUCAUGGCUAACUUUUUUAAAGGUACUGGAUCUGCCUCUCAGCUUGGGAAACCACUUCUGGCAGCUGAUGUGCCCAGGGUUGGAUACAGUUCCUCCUCCAAUCACAAGUACAUUCCCCGGAGAGCAGUGCUCUAUGUACCUGGAAAUGAUGAAAAGAAGAUAAAGAAGAUUCCCUCCUUGAAUGUAGAUUGUGCGGUGCUCGACUGUGAGGAUGGUGUUGCUAUGAACAAAAAGAAUGAAGCUCGAUCGAGAAUAGUAAAAACUCUUGAAGACUUUGAUCUGGGCCCAACUGAAAAGUGUGUGAGGGUCAACUCGGUGUCCAGCGGUCUGGCCGAAGAAGACCUGGAGAUCCUCCUGCAAUCCCGGGUCCUUCCUUCUAGCCUGAUGCUGCCAAAGGUCGAAGGUCCUGAAGAAAUCCAGUGGUUUUCAGACAAAUUUUCGUUCUACUUAAAAGGCCGAAAACUUGAACAACCUAUGAAUUUAAUCCCUUUUGUGGAAACUGCAAUGGGUUUGCUCAAUUUUAAGACCGUGUGUGAAGAAGCACUAAAGACCGGACCUCAAGUGGGUCUUUUUCUAGAUGCUGUUGUUUUUGGAGGAGAAGACUUUCGAGCCAGCAUAGGUGCAACAAGUGGUAAGGAAGCCCAAGAUAUUCUGUACGCCCGACAAAAGAUUAUUGUUAUAGCGAAGGCCUUCGGUCUGCAGGCCAUAGAUCUGGUGUACAUCGACUUUCGAGAUGGAGAGGGGCUCCUCAGGCAGUCCAGGGAAGGAGCCGCAAUGGGGUUUACCGGUAAGCAGGUGAUACACCCUAACCAAAUUGCCGUGGUUCAGGAACAGUUUUCUCCUUCCCCUGAAAAGAUUAAGUGGGCUGAAGAACUGAUCGCUGCCUUUAAAGAACAUCAACAAUUAGGAAAGGGAGCCUUUACUUUCCAAGGGAGUAUGAUCGACAUGCCAUUACUGAAGCAAGCCCAGAACAUUGUUACGCUUGCCACAUCCAUCAAGGAAAAAUGAUCUGUUAAAUGAAGCUCUCAUCAGGUGGGCUGAACAUAUACAGUGGGUUUCUUAAAGACAAACCAUAAUACUCAAGGCAACUUGUUAGUAUGCCAGAUUGGAACCUUUCUCCAUUUACAGUUCAUGGUAAUUACAAUUUUUUGUUGUUGUUAUCUCACUGGCCAGUUGUUCCUCUAAAAAUGAACUUUCUUCUUUUUGGUUCCAAGCUUAUGAUUUUAUUGCUCAUGAAUGUGUUGCAAAUAUGCACUUACGAUUUCACAGGGAGAUAAAAUCGUGGCGAGAGAUGGGCUGAAGGGAUGUUAGGUCUUUAAUGAAACAGAUCUUUUCCGAAUACGUAUGCUCCCUUCACAUUUCUCACGUUAGAUGUUUCCCCUGUCGUUCAUUUGUUCACUCAACACUGUAAAUAAUUUUAAGGCCAGUCUUAAAAAAAAAAAUAGUAACUACCCAAAGGGGUUGCGUUUAGCUCCUAGAAAUCUGAUAAAACAAGAGAUGGCAUAGAAAAGUUAAGUAUCGUUUUUGUUCAUACAGAUACCUUGUAAAAAUAAAUCUUCAAAACAUUACUCUUAACCUCCACCUCCCCAAAUGAAACACCCAUACAUAUGGGCUCUAGGUAAGGACUAUGAAAGCCUUCAUCCUGGGUGAAUGCUUUGGGUCAACAGUUACCAGCAAUUAAAAAAAAAUGUGCAGAAACACAAGACCAUCUAUUCUCUCCCUUAAUUUCCCCAUUUAACUGUUUGCCAUUGAGGCCAUUCCCCCCCUGCAAAUGUAUGGCUGGAACAGGCCCCCUCAGCAAUAAACUUGUAGCCUCUAAGAAGACACAAUGGGGCAGAUCUGGUGCAUAUGGUCCCCUGCGAGAUUUGCAUCACAUUAGAGAUGCUGCUGCAGGUCAUAUGGGUGGUGUGGUUAACGGGCUUAGUAAAGCUGUUUUGAAGAGGUUAACCCAGCUUGUAGUAAGGGUAAAUAAACAUAACAACCAGCCAUUCUUCCCUAUUCAGCAUGUGCUCUUAUAUUGAAGGCUAAAGGGUAUUGAAGCUGGGAAGGAUCAACUUGUGUUUGCCAGAGGACGCCAAUGAAAUUUGAAACACCAACAAUCAGAGAUUUUGUUUCUGCUCCUCAUUAAAUCAUGCGCUUUUGUGUUGAGA